AUGUCCACCAUGCGCAACGCCGUCCAACGGCGCAACCACAAGGAGCGAGGCCAACUCCAAGGCCGCGAAAAAUGGGGUAUCCUUGAGAAGCACAAGGACUACUCCCUCCGCGCCAAAGACUACAACGCCAAAAAGGCCAAGCUCAAGCGCCUCCAGGAGAAAGUCCGCGACCGCAACCCCGAUGAAUUUAACUUCGGCAUGCUCUCCAGCCACACGGCGCGGCAGGGUCGUCACGGCACGGGCGUGCGGGACUCGGCCGCGGCGCGCGGCUUGAGCCACGAUGCUAUCAAAUUGCUCAAGACGCAGGACGCGGGGUACCUCCGGACGCAGGGGGAGAGGAUCCGUCGGCAAUUGGGGCGGCUGGAGGAGGAGGUGCAGGUGCAAGACGGGGUUAAGGCGGCGCUUGGGGAGAAGGAGGAGAAGAAAGAGAGGAAGACGAAGGAGAAGAAGGGAGGUGAUGAUGAGUUUAAUGGGUUCGAUGAUGAUAUGGAUUUCGAUUUCGAUUUUGGGGAUGAGGAUGAAGAAGAAGAUGAUAUGAUCUCCGGGGGGAAGUCGAGGAAGGUGGUCUUUGCGGAAGAUCGGGAUGAACAGAAGGACUUGAAGCGGGAGAGGCUGUUACGGUUGGAAGAGGAGGAGGAUGACUCCGAAAGUGACGAAGAUGAUGACUCGUUCGGUCAGCGCAAGAAGCAACAGCAGAAGAAGUCGCAGAAGCAAAUCGAGGCCGAGCGUCAGGCGCUGGUCGAGGCCAGGCGCGCCCGCAAGAUGAAGAAGCGCGCCACGGAGGCCAGAGACAACAAGAUCAAGGCCCUGCAGAAGCAGUACAAGGAGAUUACGGCCGCAGCCCGCGAGCUGGACUGGCAGCGGGGCCGCAUGGACAAUGUUGUCGGAGGCACGAACAAGAAUGGUGUCAAGUGGAAGAUCCGCGAGCGCAAGCGGUGA
Messenger RNA from Aspergillus aculeatus ATCC 16872, 939 nucleotides. Its product is annotated as rRNA-processing protein UTP11. Gene Ontology annotation, cellular component: nucleolus; small-subunit processome. Gene Ontology annotation, biological process: rRNA processing. The coding region runs from base 1 to 939 and encodes 312 amino acids. The transcript is spliced from 2 exons. NCBI's taxonomy places the organism in Eukaryota, Fungi, Ascomycota, Eurotiomycetes, Eurotiales, Aspergillaceae. The record is from RefSeq and is a predicted model, not a curated record.